Molecule: messenger RNA, 477 nt
Organism: Staurois parvus
Lineage: Eukaryota; Metazoa; Chordata; Amphibia; Anura; Ranidae
Source: the annotation of a GenBank genome assembly
GGGCAUCGAGUCAACUGGCAAGACUGCGGGCACCGAGUCGUCUGGCAAGACUGCGGGCACCGAGUCGUCUGGCAACUGGCGGAACAGCAGCGGGCACCGAGUCGUCUGGCAAGACUGCGGGCACCGAGUCGUCUGGCAAGACUGCGGGCACCGAGUCGUCUGGCAAGACUGCGGGCACCGAGUCGUCUGGCAAGACUGCGGGCACCGAGUCGUCUGGCAAGACAGUCGGGCUCCGAGUCAACAGGCACGACAGUGGGCACCGGGUCAUCAGGUAUCGGAUUGUCUGGCUCGACAGCGGGCAUCGGGUCACCAGGCAUCAGGUCAUUUGGCUUGCCAGCGGGCACCGCGUCAUCUGGCAAGGCAGUGGGCACCGGGUCACCAGGUAUGACAGCGGGCUCUGAGUCAAUUGGCACAACAGCGGGCACUGGAUCAGGUACCGGAUCAUCUGGAUCAACAGCGGGCAUCGAGUCAACUGGC